AUGAACCACGGCUACCCGCCCCCGCGCGCCAUGGUGCCCCCAGGCGGGCCCAGCCAGCGCCUGAACGAGCUGCUGGACAACAUCCGGACCGAGUUCGAGACGGAGUCGCAGCGCAGCGUCGACUACGAGGGCCAGAUCUCGCGCCACAUCCAGGAGAUUGAGCUGAUCCGCAGCAAGGUGUACUCGCUCGAGAGCCAGCACAACCAGAUGAAGGCCAAAUACGAGGACCGCAUCGCCCAGCUCGAGCGCGAACUGGAGCAGCGCGGCGGCCCUAGCCAGAGCGCGCACCACCACGGCGGCCCCUCGCAGCCCCAGCCGCCGCAGAUUGGCCACGGGCCCAGCAAUCUGUUUGGCGGCAUCAUGGCCGGCAGCGCCAGCCAGGGCGGGCCAGGCCUCGCGCCGCCGCCCCAGGACGCGAACCCUGCCCACGGCAUGCCUCCACAGCUCGGCGGAGGCCCGCAAGGCCCGCCCGGCCUCAACCCAGCGCCAGGCCCGCCGCAGCACUUUGGCGGCUACCAGCCUGGACCCGCGGCCAACGGCUACGGCCAGCCCCCGCAGCCCACGGCGUCGCCCAGCGGCAAGCGCCCUGGCCCCCCUCGCGGUCCUCCGGGCGGCCCUGCGACGCCGCAGCAGAACAACCCGGCCCCCUACCCCGGCUCGCCCCAGAUCCCGCGCCCCACGCCUCCUCCGCACCACCAGCCAAGCGCGCUCAUGGCCGCACACCAGGCGCCGGUGCCGCUGGCGCAGUCCAACUGCCUGGCGGAUCUGGACGUCGAGCAGCUGCCCGCGCAGUACAAGCGCGAGGGCGACGACUGGUACGCCGUCUUCAACCCGCGUGCCAGGCGUGUGCUCGACGUCGACCUGAUCCACAACCUGCCGCACCAGAGCGUCGUCUGCUGCGUGCGCUUCAGCCUCGACGGCCGCUACGUCGCCACGGGGUGCAACCGGUCGGCGCAGAUCUUCGACGUCGAGACGGGCAACCCGGUCGCCCACCUGCAGGACGGCAGUCUGCCCGAGGACGGCGACCUGUACAUUAGGAGCGUGUGCUUCAGCCCCAACGGGCAGUACCUGGCGACCGGUGCCGAGGACAAGGUCAUCCGCGUGUGGGACAUUCAGACGCGCACCAUCAAGCACCAGUUCACCGGCCACGAGCAGGACAUUUACAGCCUGGACUUUGCGCGCAACGGCCGCAUCAUCGCCUCGGGAUCGGGCGACCGCAGCGUGCGGCUCUGGGACCUCGAGUCCAACAGCCAGAUUGCCAACUUCUCGAUUGAAGACGGCGUCACCACCGUCGCCAUCUCGCCCGACAACCUCUACGUCGCCGCGGGCUCGCUCGACAAGAGCGUGCGCGUCUGGGACAUACAGAGCGGCCAGCUCGUCGUGCGUCUCGAGGGCCAGGAAGGCCACAAGGACAGCGUGUACAGCGUCGCAUUCGCUCCCUCGGGCGGCCGUCUCGUGUCGGGCUCGCUCGACAAGACGAUCAAGAUGUGGGAGCUGACGACGCCGACGCGGUUCGUGCCCGGCAACGCGCCGAGCGGCAAGUGCGUGCGCACGUUUGAGGGCCACAAGGAUUUUGUGCUCAGCGUCGCGCUGACGCCGCACGGCGACUGGGUCCUGUCCGGCUCCAAGGACCGCGGCGUGCAGUUUUGGGAUCCGCACACGGGCGUCGCCCAGCUCAUGCUGCAGGGCCACAAGAACUCGGUCAUCUCCGUCGCGCCCUCGCCCACGGGCGGCGUCUUCGCCACGGGCUCCGGCGACAUGCGCGCCCGCAUCUGGAAGUUUGACCGCUACAACGGCCCCUAG
Messenger RNA from Didymella exigua CBS 183.55, 1803 nucleotides. RefSeq names its product transcriptional repressor rco-1. The transcript is spliced from 5 exons. Gene Ontology annotation, molecular function: protein binding. Lineage: Eukaryota; Fungi; Ascomycota; Dothideomycetes; Pleosporales; Didymellaceae. The record is from RefSeq and is a predicted model, not a curated record. The coding region runs from base 1 to 1803 and encodes 600 amino acids.